[Torrubiella] hemipterigena is the source of this 1513-nucleotide messenger RNA. NCBI's taxonomy places the organism in Eukaryota, Fungi, Ascomycota, Sordariomycetes, Hypocreales, Clavicipitaceae. The record is from the annotation of a GenBank genome assembly.
AGUCGAAUGGUGACCCAACCAUCGACUGUCUUCAUGAAUAUCUUAACUGCACGACUGCCAUUUCGCCCUCCGCUCCAUCUGUGAAUAACCCAAAUUCCGAAGAGCCUGCCAAGUGCAGCGCCUAUACCUUGGCUACGCGCCCUACUACAUCAUGUUUACCACGAAACCGGUUAGCUCUCUCCGACGCCUUUUUGCUGGAUAUCAUGAACCGGCAGGGCUGUCCAAACAGCAGUCGCAAAAGUUGCUGGAUGGGCUGAAGACAUCGUUCCGAAACCAACUCGACCAAGAAUACGGCGAAUCGGCAACUGUGUCAAAGCAACCACUCUCCCAAACCUCUUCCGAUGCUGCCGCCGUCAACAGACAUUCCGCCACAAGUCAACAUCUCAAGUCCAUCCUGACAAAUCCGCUAUUCAGCUAUAACAAGACGCAAAUCAUUCCACCAAUUGCCGCAACUGCUUUCUCAGUUCCAAAAAGAGCCCCCAUGGAAGUUUUCGAUCAUGCGGUUGCCAGAGGACUGAUGAAUCUGAAGGCUGCUACGGGAUGUUUGAUGGCUGAACAAAAGGAUCGCUUGAGCGCCCAAACAUCAUCAACACUUGUUUCACCAUCAGACGUGGCUGUUAAAGUAGUCAGGUGGCUACGUGCUUCUGGACUAGAGAACGACCUAGCAUUCCUUGAUAACCAACAAUUUGUCCGAUCACUUACGCCGUUUCUGGUCGCGGAACAGAUGGACCAUAUUGCCUGGGAAUGGGUAUCGAAAGCAAUGGAAGGCGCCUCAGCCAAUAGCAACGACGACAUUGGUCUGCGACGGGCUUCAUUCCUUCUUGCACAGCUGGUUCAUGUCAAGAGCCAGCCUCAGUAUGGCAACCUCGAUGCUGCCAUAUCUGUCAUCCUCCAAGCAGAGCAGCUUCUCGCAAACAGUCCCCUGUUGGCAAAACUCUUAGUGCUGCCAUGGCGAUCAGUUUCAUGGCUCUCUACUGUAGAAUCCUACAGCAGGACCACGCCUUCAGAGGAGCUCUUUGAUGCACAUCUAGAGACGGCUAGUCGCCUCUCACAGCCAUGCGUACUAGAAAUGUCCCACCUGCACCUUUAUCACCCUACUCGACCCGAUCAUACACCCGCUCUUGCAUUCUUUCAAGAUAAGAAGCGGAUCAGAAGACUUGUUCAGAACCUCGACAUGGAAAAAGUCAGCUUGGCAAGUCUCAAGGGCAUGAGCCGCUUGCGCUGGGUGACGUAUCUGGGCCGUGACACUGUGACCUAUCUGACACAAUCCGGCAGAAACCAGGACGCCCAAUCCCUUACUGAGCUGCUCCAAACUGAGCUUUCUGAGCUCUUUGUCGAUCAAAACAUGCGCCCAACAUGAGCCACCAUCUCCGCUAUAUCUCAACUUUGUGUCGCAUAUAAUACGCACACAGACAUCUAUGAUACCCAUUAGCAGUCUACCCAAGUGCUGGGAGCUUUUGCUACUAUUGUACAUUAACAUCAUACUUUACUCAAAAUUUAUACUCUGGCGGAU